Messenger RNA from Apis cerana (Asiatic honeybee), 1807 nucleotides. RefSeq names its product phosphomannomutase (gene Pmm2). Gene Ontology annotation, molecular function: phosphomannomutase activity. Gene Ontology annotation, biological process: mannose metabolic process; protein N-linked glycosylation; GDP-mannose biosynthetic process. Lineage: Eukaryota; Metazoa; Arthropoda; Insecta; Hymenoptera; Apidae. Gene Ontology annotation, cellular component: cytosol. The record is from RefSeq and is a predicted model, not a curated record.
UUUUUAUUUUAUAACAUAUAUAAUAUUAAAUUUAUUUUGUGAUCGAUGAAAGUACAAGUCAAAUGUCAAUUUAAUUAUAAUUAAAAUAUUGUACAAUAAAAUAUUAAUUUUAUUUUUAUUUAUAUGUCAAUAAAUUAUUAUUAAAUAAAUAUUAUUUUACUAUGACGAAGAAGAUAAUAUGUUUAUUUGAUGUUGAUGGCACACUUACGGAUCCUAGACAGGCAAUUAAACCAUCCGUGGAGAAAUUUCUUUUGGAAACUGUUAGAAAGGAAUUUGAUAUAGCUGUAGUUGGUGGAUCAGAUUUAAAUAAGAUUAAAGAACAAUUAGGUGGUAAAAAUAUAUUUGAAAAAUAUAAAUAUGUUUUUGCAGAAAAUGGGCUUAUUGCAUUUAAAGAUGAUAAACAGUUGCCUACUGAAACAAUUCAAAGUAUUAUUGGUGAAGAAGCAUUGCAAGAUUUUAUCAAUUUUUGUUUAAAAUAUAUAUCAGAAUUACAUUUGCCAUUCAAACGUGGAACUUUUGUAGAAUUUAGAACAGGUAUGAUUAAUAUAUCACCUGUUGGUCGUAAUUGUACUAGAAAAGAGCGUAUUCGAUUCUAUGAAUAUGAUCUUGAACAUCAAAUUCGACAGAAAUUUAUUCAAGCUAUUAAAAAAGAAUUUCCAGAUCUUGCUUUAACAUAUAGUAUAGGAGGUCAAAUAUCUUUUGAUGUUUUUCCUAUUGGUUGGGAUAAAACAUAUUGUCUUAGACAUAUUCGAGGAUAUGAUGAAAUACAUUUCUUUGGUGAUAAAACAACAGAAGGUGGUAAUGAUUAUGAAAUUUAUGAAAGCGAUUUAACUGUUGGACAUCGUGUGACAUGUCCUGAAGAUACAAUUAAUCAACUUAACAUUCUUAUAACACUUAUGAAAGAAAGAAGAGAAAAAGAACAAUUGGAAUUUCCUAUACAAUGUGCAUAAUGAAUUAAAUAUUUUAUCUAAUAUACAAAAAAUAUAUUAUUUAUAUAAGUUUGUUUUGCUAAUAUUGCAUUUCACUUAUAGUAUUAAAUUUUUAUUUUUAAAAGAAAUUUUAAAAAAAAUUGCACUUAAAUUUUCUACCUACAAUAAAAAGAUUUAAAAUAUUUAAUAUUUUAUAUUUAUUGAUCAACUAAAUUAUUGAAAUAUAUGUAUAAUUGUAUGACAAAAUAGAUUCAUAUUUCUUUAUGAAAUAUUAUUUUAAUAUUAGCUUAUAUUAUAUUUUGUUGAUAUCAUGUGAUAAAAAUUUAUAAAAAUAUAAGUUUAAGUAAUAGUAAGUUUUAAAAUGAUUAUAUUAUAUGUUACCAUAAAAUACAUAUAUUCUAUAUGUAUUUAAUAAGGUAUUGGUUUUAGAAAACAUUAAGAUAGAUAUAUAACAUAUAUUGUACAUUUAUUUCAUUGUUUUUUUUUUAAUAAUAUUGCCUAUAAUUAAUUUUUUAUUUUUUAAAUACAAAUUUAUAAAUUUAAAAGAUUCAAUUUCAUUUUUUUUUCAUUUUUAUUUGAUUAUAUAUAUACAUAUAUAUACAUAUAUGGUAUAUAUUCUAUCUAAAAAAUUUUACAUAAAAUAAAUGAUGAAAUUUUAUUAAAAAAAAAAACAAAGAAUAUAUAUAUAUAUUCAUUUUAUAUAGAGUAUAAUCUUAUAUUUUUUAUUUUAUUUAAGAUGAUAAUAUUAUAUAAAUGUAAAUAAAAUAAAAUCAUGAAAUUUUAUAAAUAUAAUUUUAUUUUUUAAAAAUAAAUUUUGUAUAUAGAUGUAUAUAUACAUAUAUAUAUUAACAUAAUAAAAUUAAUAUAAACUAUAUAAA